Molecule: messenger RNA, 3954 nt
Organism: Hypanus sabinus (Atlantic stingray)
Lineage: Eukaryota; Metazoa; Chordata; Chondrichthyes; Myliobatiformes; Dasyatidae
Product: NACHT, LRR and PYD domains-containing protein 3-like
Exons: 12
Coding region: 255-3104 (949 amino acids)
Cellular component (GO): cytoplasm
Molecular function (GO): protein binding
Source: RefSeq, a predicted model, not a curated record
GCGGGUUUGCGGAUCGCCGGCGGGUUUGCGGAUCGCCGGCGGGUCAGUUGCGGAGCCCGGGGCUGGGAGAGGGAAACCGGGACCGAUCGUUAUUUGGAGCGGAAUUUCACAUCAGAAUCCGUCGAACUAGGGAUGAAGGCAAGGCAGUCGGUGUUGUCUCCAUGGACUUUGGCAAGACGGUGCGAACCUGGGAUUCCUUGACACCGUCGCGGGAAGCCUAAACAGGGAGAAGCGCAGGAACUUCAGGAGUGAAAAUGGACGCAGAUCUGGCGAUGACGAUGCCGAUAUCGACCAUAGCCAACCUCUUGGAGAAGUGGGAACAUCCGCAGCUCCUCCAGCUGACAAGUCAUUACCGGCUGAGGCUGGAGCAGGCGGUCGAAGAUUCGGUGCAAGGAGUCAGCUUCACUUUAACGUACGAGGGACUCCUGAGCACCCGGGAGCACCAGCAAAUCGUCCGGCGUUCGGAGAGAGGGAGCAGGGCCUCCGGUGCCAAACUCCUCCUCGGCACGGUGACGGAGAAGGCAGCCCCGGCCCUGAAGCUGGUUUGGAGGAGCCUGGUGAAAAUGCGCCACGUCCUGCCGAAGCUGGGCGAGCUGCUCGUGGAGAUGGACCGACAAGGUCCUGAUCUCGUGGAGUCCUUGAAGGUCGUACAGGUCACUUCUGAAGUGCCCCAGAAUCUGAAAGACACUCACCAGACGCACAAGGAGACCCUGCGGGCGCAGACCGAGACGCUGAGGGUGAACACGAUCCUGAUGAGGGAGAAGGUGAAGGUUUUCCAGCUGGUUGAUCGAUACGCCGAGCUCACGGUCAUCUCUACUGUCCGGGAUCGGAAACUGCUGGAACAUGAGCUGCAGGCCAGAGGCCGAGACCACGAGGUGUGGAGAGAAUACCUGAUACAGAAGGACCUGGAAAAAAUUCGGACCGAUCAAUUGUUCCAGUGUUGCUUUUCCCGGAGUAAAUCCCAAUCUGGAAGUUCGUCAGCGGUGGCUGGAGUCCCAGGGAUCGGGAAAACAACAAUGGUACAGAAGAUUGUCUAUGACUGGGCCACGGGCAAAAUAUUACAACAAUUCCAGUUUGUCUUCAGUUUCAAAUUCCGGGAUUUAAACUCCAUUAACUGCAAAAUAAGCCUGAGGGAACUGAUUCUGGAUCAGUAUCCCUACUUUGGGAAUAUCCUGGGGGAGGUCUGGAAGAACCCAGAGGCAUUGCUGUUUAUAUUCGAUGGCUUGGAUGAAUUCAAUGACAGAAUUGAUUUUGCUGACAGUCGGGGAUGUACAGAAGCUCAGUCCACAUGCACAGAUCCCGAAUUCCAGUGUACGGUGUCGGACAUUGUGUACAGUUUAAUCCAGCACAAGCUGCUCCCAGGGUGUUCCGUGCUGGUGACCACCCGCCCCACCGCGUUACAUUUAUUGGAAAAGGCAGACAUCACCCUCUGGGCUGAAAUCCUGGGAUUUGUUGGUGAGGAACGGAAGGAAUAUUUCAUCAGGCAUUUUGAUGAUCAGACGGUGGCGGAAGCUGUUUUCAAACACGUGAAGGAGAACGAGAUCUUGUACACCAUGAGCUACAACCCCUCCUACUGCUGGAUCCUCGCUCUGGCACUGGGCCCCUUCUUCACACAAAGAGUCAGGGACCCGCAGCGAGUUCCCAAGACCAUCACCCAACUGUACUCCUACUAUAUUUACAACAUCCUGAAAAACCACAGCUGUGAGAUUGAGAACCCCCGUGAUGUGUUACUCAGGGUUGGUCAGAUGGCCUUCAGAGGGGUGUCCGAGAAGAAGAUCGUGUUUACAGAUGGAGAUUUGAUCAAGUUCAAUCUGCAGCCUUCCCAGUUCCUGUCCGGGUUCCUGAUGGAGCUUUUGGAGAGAGAGGAUUCUGCCCGGAGCGUGGUGUACACAUUCCCACACCUCACCAUCCAAGAGUUUGUAGCUGCAGUCGCACAAUUCCUGAUCCCAGAUGGCAGAGAUAUUACGAAACUCCUCACUGAAGCCCACUGCGCGACCGAUGGGCGAUUUGAGGUAUUUCUCCGUUUUGUUGCCGGUCUCUCCUCCCCAAUGACAGCUCGGGGCCUGGAGGAGUUUCUGGGCCCAUUUCCUCACGAGACAACCUGCCGGGUGAUUGACUGGGUGAAGAAGGAGGUUAAAUGCCAGAGUGGAAAGACGGAGAGCGAAGCUGGUAAAAGGAGGCUCCUGAACACGUUGCACUACCUGUUUGAGUCUCAGAACCCUGGGCUGGCUCAGGACACGCUGGGAUCUGUGGAAACACUUUCGUUCAGCGGGCUGCGACUGACCCCGAUUGACUGCGCGGUGCUGUCUCGCGCCAUGCGUCACUGCGGCACGAUAAGAUGUCUCAAUCUGGAGCGGUGCGUCGUUCAGUGUGAAGGACUUCAGCGGCUGGGAUCGGGACUGCACAAGUGCCAGGAACUGGGACUGGGAGACAACGACCUGGGAGAUUCAGGAGCGAAAAUUUUGUCUGCGGCGCUGACGAACCCAGAGUGCAAAAUACAGAAACUGCGGCUGUUCAGGAACCACCUUACAUCUUCCGCUGAAGAUCUCGUCUCUGCAGUCGGUAGAAACCGCUCUCUGACGGAGCUGAACCUCGGUGAAAACAACCUCGGGGAUUCCGGAGCGAGGCUGCUGGCGGACGUUCUGGGGAACCCGGCGUGCAAAAUACAGAUGCUGUGGUUGGGUGGUGUCGGUCUCACAGUUACUGGUGCCGAGCACCUGGCCUCGGCUCUGGGCGCGAACCGCUCGCUGACAGAACUGUACCUGGGAGCCAAUAAGCUGGGGGAUUCUGGUGCGAGACUGGUGUGCGAGGCCCUGAGGAACCCAGAGUGCAAAAUUCAGAAACUGUGGCUGUGGUCCAACGGUCUCACGGAUUCCUGCGUCCAGGACCUCACCUCCGCCCUCUGUGACGUCAGCUCUUUGACGGAUCUGGAACUGGGAUCGAACUCCCUCACGGACCGAUCUCUGUCGGCUCUCCGGCGCCUCAUCCUGACCCUUCCGCGGCUGGACUGGAUCGGGUUCCGGGGGAAUCAGUUCAGCUCGGAUGGAGAGAAUCAGCUGAGGUCGCUGCAGGGAACCCGACCGAGACUGGGUGUGGGGAUAUGACCCUCCGAGUACGUAAGAUCACCGCGCUCGGAGUGGGAAUAUUUCCAUGGAAUGUACCGCAGAACGGCGUGGAAGAGGGGUGAUAGAGGGGCACAAUUGGGCCACUUGCCCCGUCGAGCCUGCUCCGCCAUUUCAUCGCGGCCGAUCCAGUUUCCCCUCCCAGACCCAAUCUCCUGCCUUCUGCCCCGUGCCCUGGCCGAUCAAGAAUUUAUCGACCCCUGCCUUAAACGUGCAUAAGGACUUGGCAUGUGUGGCUGAAGAAAGACCCUCGGAUUCACCAGGCGCUGGAUCGAGAGAUUCCUGCUCGUCCGGUUCUUACAGGACGCCCCUCUGUUCCGAGGACUCUGUCGUCGGCUCUCCCGCGGCAGGAGACGGGAUCCCAGUGUCCGCAGCCUGGACCCGCAGUAAUCGGGGAUGCGAUGGCCGAAAAGGGGAAGACACGCUCUCUUAUUUUGUCUCUCGUCUCUUUUGCACUGAUUUGCCCCUGGUUACACGUACGAGCCCGCAGGACAGAUUCACUUGCACUUGCGGCUCAGAUAUGGAGGGAAUUGCCCCGGAACCCGGAGCCUCGCGUGUUUCCGCAGCUGCGCCACGAUGUUAUGCUGAAUAAAUGUAUCAGCGACCCAAGCGUGGUCCCCGGAGUUGCUUUUAUUCAGCGGACGUGGGGCCCUCCGGCUGAGUGUCGGCCGCCGGUGCCGCGUUCAAGUGGGCCGACCGCACCGCUGUCAGAGUCCGAAUGAAACCUGGCGGCGGAUCUGCAUUUCGGAGGGAGACUGGAAAUCUGGCCGGGUGGAGCCGCAAGCAACCGGCCACUCAACGUCAACCAGGCCAGGGAGCUGAUCAUUGAGCU